AUGAUGACUCUAGCCAUUGAUCUCGGUAUGCUCGGACAUGGAUUGGCGGGCCAAAUAUUGGGCCGGGCCGAUGGUGGAUUGGAUUUGGACAUGGGUAUGGAAAAGACCAAUUAA
Arabidopsis lyrata subsp. lyrata is the source of this 114-nucleotide messenger RNA. RefSeq lists its product as uncharacterized. The record is from RefSeq and is a predicted model, not a curated record. The coding region runs from base 1 to 114 and encodes 37 amino acids. The transcript has 2 exons. NCBI's taxonomy places the organism in Eukaryota, Viridiplantae, Streptophyta, Magnoliopsida, Brassicales, Brassicaceae.